AUGACGAAAUUAGGCAUCAAAAAGGAUACAGAUGAGCUGAUUGAGAAACUAUCCGAUGCUUUACCACAUGAUAUUUGGGGAACUUAUCUGAUGAUGUUAAGGAAUAAUAGAAAGGAAUAUAAAAAGUUGACAUUGGGUGAGUUCAUCAAACAUCUGGAGGCUCAAGAAAAGGAGCAAAGAAAGAUUGCUAGGAUGAAGAACUAUGAUGGAGAACAAGACAUCGAAAAAUACAUAAAAAUUAGGGAAGCCGAAGAGGAGAAAUGGAGAAGAAUUGAAGAAGAAGAAGAAGAAGAAGAGAGGAGAAAAGCUGAAGCUAAGAAGAAGAAAAGAGUUGAAGAAGUUCAAGUGAGAACCGUCAAAGAAGUUCCAGAAUUUGAAAUCAAAAUAGAUGCUGAGGCAGUCAAAGUUCCAGAGAAGUGUAUGAAUUGUGAUUCUUUGAUCAAGCAAAACAAUGAGCUGCUACACAAUAUAAAAAGGUUGAAAGAAUCAUAUGAUACCUUGAACAGAGAAAUGAAUAAGUACAAUGAUUCAAGUAGUGAGCAAGCUGUAGCAAUGAAUACACUCAAAGGAGCAUACAUGAGACAACUUGACAACGUCAAUUACUACACAGAGAAGUGUGCUGAACUUGAAUUGAAGAUUUACCCUAUUGUGGAAAGAAUGAAGACGUUUGAAGAAGGGAAGAAUUCGGAAGAAAAGAAAUCCAAGACAAAAGAAGAUGAUAAAGUGGAAAUUUCUGGCUCCAAAUUCUUAUCAAGAAGGGGUAAAAAGGCUGCCGACACGUAG
Molecule: messenger RNA, 783 nt
Organism: Helianthus annuus (common sunflower)
Lineage: Eukaryota; Viridiplantae; Streptophyta; Magnoliopsida; Asterales; Asteraceae
Product: golgin subfamily A member 6-like protein 22
Exons: 4
Coding region: 1-783 (260 amino acids)
Source: RefSeq, a predicted model, not a curated record